AUUAAUAAUAUCAAUAACAAAAUCUAAUAUUAAAUAAAAGUAAAUCAAAUAAAAAUGAUCAAAAACUCAUAGAAUCUUCCAGAAAACACUAACAGUAACACUCAUACUUACAAUCCUGGAUCUAUUUCUUAGAUUUAAUCAUAUAAUUUGCAUCAUUAAGACUGUAAUAGCAAUAUGAAUAGAAAUCUAUUAGCAUAACAAUAUAACCAAGUUUAAAGUAGUCAAAAUGCAAAUAAUUUCAUUUAGCAAAAAUACCAAUCAUGUUAGAUUAUGUUCAACACUAACUAAAAUGCUAAUUUUCAAAAUAUUUAUCAUAAUUAAAUGUAAUGUUAAUAAAAUAAUCAAGAGAAUAAUAAUGCAUACGUAUAUCCUGGCUAAUAGCAAGCAAAUUUUCCUUCAUAGAGUUAUCAAUUUAACCAAGAUAUCCAAAAUCAACCAAAUUAAACGAAUUAAAACCAAUAAUCAUAAUUAUAAUCAUAAUAAUAAUAAUGGUAAUAAUAAGUGCAAUUAUUGCCAUAGCAUCAGCUAUAUAAUUAACAUAACAACUCCUAAAUAUAAAAUAAUUAGUGUGGUGGCAUAUAUGGAUUAAGUCAAAAUUCUUAAUACCCGCAAAAUUGUUUACAAAAUUCAUCCUAAAAUAAUUAGUAUCUAUAUUAGCAACCCAUAUAAUAUGAUAAUUAUAGUUAAGGUUUUUAAAGCCAAUAGCCCUUUAAUUAGACAAAUUCAGAAUAAAAUUCUUCAUAUAAUUAAUUGAAUUAGCAAAAUAAUUAUUAGUAGGAUAAUUUGAGUUAGUAAGAUGCACAUUAAUAGUUUUAGAAUGGAACUUAAAAUAACUAAGAAAAUAAUAAUGCAUACUAAUUAUAUCAACAAAAUAUUUAAUAAAAUAAUUGUAAUUCAAUUAAUAUCAGUCAAUAGUAAAGUAUAAAUUAACUCUAAUCAUAGAUGAAAAUAAAUUUAUAAAGCUAAUAAGACAUUUAAAAUUUAUGUUUUAAUAAUCAAUAGCUUCUUUAAUAUUAAUGUCAAUAAUCAAAUAAUAAUACCAAUAAUACAAAUAAUAAAACUGUUAAUAAAGAAAUGUCUUUUAAUUUUGAAAAUUAAGACUAUAAACAAAUUUAACCUCAAAUUUAGAACUUCUAAACUUAUUAAGAGUAUCAAUCCUCAAAUACAAAUUAGCAACAACAAGAAAAUUAAUAGUAUGUAAAUUAUUAAGAAAUUCAAAAUUAAAAUGAUUUAUUGCAGCAUGAAUAGAUGUUACAAUAUUAAAAAAUUAAUAUUCAGGAUAACAGCAAUUUAAAGGUAUUCUAGAGUUAGUAAUAAAUGUAUAUUUCUUCGUAAUAUUAACUAAUAUGUGUUGGUAAUUAAUAAUCAGAAGAGAGUGCAAAGUCAAAUUUUGGUUAGAAAUUAAAUGAAUAAUAAUUUUUAAAUUAUUAAAGCCAAUAAGAUAAAUCUUAGAUUCAAACUUCAUAAUAUCCUUAAAAUUGGGAUAAUUAAUAAGCAUUUCAGACAGAAAGUAAUCAAAUUACCUAAAAUUAUAAUUAAAAUACCUAAAUUUCAGAUAUAGAAUAAAAUCUUUAGUAAAAUAUACAAAUUCCUUAAAUUUAUUAAAUAAAUGAAGAAUAAAAUAACUAAAAAUAUAAUAUUUAGUAGCAAGACUAAUAUUAAGAUUUCUAAAACAUAUGUUAAUUUCAAACUUAAACCAACAAGUUUUAAGUAAUAUCCCAAUAAAUACAGGAAUUAAAUUAAUAAUAAAAUAACGAAUAAAUCUCUAAUACCAACUUAAAUUUUAAUUAAUUUUAAGAGUUUUAUGAAAUUUAAUAUGGAAUGCUUGGCAAAUAAAAACAAAUUAAAAUUGAAACAAAAGAAUUUUAACAAAACGAAAUAAGUUUUUAAUUUUUAAGUGCUUUACGUGAUUUCACGUCUCAAAACUUUGAAUAUUCAAAGUACUCUUAAAGAAAUAAUAAUAAAAUUGUUUAGCCUAAAACUUUAUAAAAAUACGCAAUUGAAUAAUACCCUCAUAAUGAUUUAAAAUAGAAAUAGUUUUAAAAUUUAGAAUAAGAAAAUGAAGAUAGCUUCAAUUACAUUUUAGAUUUAAGGAGAGGAGACAAUUCAUUUUUCAGAACAGCUAUGACAGGUUUCUUAAUAUCUUUAUUUAAUAAAUAAUAUGAUGAUGAAGAAGAAGAAGAUUAUGAGCAAAAUUAACUUAUUUAAUAAAUAUUUAUUAAAUUUUACUAUACUGAAUGCUCAGAUAUUACUUUAUUAGAAAAACCAUAUAAAGGUGUUUCAGAUUUGAAAUUAUCGAUGAAUUACAGAAAUUACUUUUUGAAUUGUAUUCUUUAUUUACUUGCACAUAAAUUUUCUGAUUAUAGUAAUAGCUAUGUAAUUUCUGAGCUCUUAAAAAUGUGCUACAAAGAUGACGCUUUUGAUUUUUCUAUGAUAUGCUUUGGAAUAUCUUUAUGCAAUAAUGAGAUGCUGAGCUUAAAAAAUGAUGCAGAUUUCUGCUAAUUCUUUGAUAGCUCUCUAGGGAAAAUUGAUCAUUAUUAAUUUGAAAUGAUAGAAAUAUACUAAUCGGCUCUAGUCUAAAAUUUGUAAAUAGACAUAAGAUCAUUCAAAUUAAUAGCCGAUUAAAAAGAAAAGUAAAAGUUUUUAAUCACAGAAGAAUUAUUUAUUCCUGGAUAAAAAUAAAUUAUAUUAAAUGUUAAAAUGAUUUAACAUGACAACAUUUUUAAGUUGAUUUAUGAUAAAAAAGAAUUUUAAAAAUUCAAAUAUAUAACUAAUAAACAUAAAAAAACUUAUUAGACUAAUUAAAAAAUUAAAAAAUAAAUACAAGUUGACGAGGAUGAUAAUGUUUGCUUUUAAUGUGGAUAAAAAUUAGAAUUUGAACCAAAUAUGCAUAGUGUUUUAGAUGAAGCUACCAAUUAAGAGUUUUAAUUUUGCAUAGAGCAUAUAUAUUAAAUACUUUCUACCAAAUAAGAAUAAAUAAAAAAUGAUAUAAUAAUACAUUAUAAAUUUAAAUUAUUUGGUUAAGUAGAAUAAAAUAUUUUAGUAGUUUAAUAUAAAAUUUAAAGUUUGUUUGAUUCUAUAAAGAUCAAUAAGUUUCCUUAAUUAAAAAUACAGUGUCAUUUUUGUAAAUAAUAAGACAAAAAUAAAUUAAUAGACUUAAUUACUUCAUCAAACAUAUUAUAAACUGUGGUUUGUCUAGAAUGUGGCUCAAAAAAAAUUGUAGAAAGUUAAUCCUUUAAAAAAAAACAUUUAAAGUUCAAAAAUAUAUUUAACAAAGAUGACAAUAUAAAAACAGUAGAUUUAUUUAAAAAUUAUAUAAGAAAAUAGAGUGAAAUUUCUAAAAAUUGCUAAUGUUGCCAAAAUAAUUUAAGUUUACAUUAUAAAUUAUUUUAUUUUGAUGAUAUUUACAUAAACCUUAAUAUUUGCUAAGAAUGUUUAUAAAAACCAAAAAUAAAACUAACAAAUUUAAAUAUUGAAAUAGAUAAUAGUUACUAUUAAUAAUUUAAGAAGAAUAAUAUAGAAGAAUAGAAAUAAGAUUCAAUUAGUAAAUUAUACCCAAAUGAGGUAUUAGAUUAAGUAUAUAAAGUAAAAAUUUAAGCUAAGGAAUAUGAAUUAGAAUAAUUUAAAGAAAAAAAUAAAAAUACAUUAGAAAAUAAAAAUUAUGAUUCAAGUCGUAAUUAUAUUAAUAGUUAAAAAUAUCAAAAUAAAUUAGAAUAAUAAUAAAACUAAACAUCUAAAAUUGAUAACUAAAAAUCAGAUUAGAAAAUAUUUGAAUAAUCAAACACAUCUUAAACACAAAUCAAUAAAAUUUAAGGAUAAAAUAUAAUAAUAAAAAAUGAAAAACCUUCAAUAAAUUUAGAUUAAUAAUAUAAAUGUGAAAAUUAUAUUCCAAAUAAAAAUAUAUAAAUGAGUUAUUAAAAUAAUUUAUAAAAGGACUAAAAUAAUUUACAAUCUUUAUAAAUAUAAUAAUAAUAAUAGCUAAUUAAUAAAGAUUUUCCAUAUUCUUUAUAAAAUAAAUAAAAAGUUUAAUAAGUAAUAUAAGAUUAAUAAUUUAAGACCAAUUAAAUUGCAAAUGAUAAUAUUGUUUAAUAAACUGAGUAAUCAACAUAUCUAAGCAAAAUGUGUUUAACUAAGCCUUUAAUUAAUUAGGCUUAUUACUAUUAAUAAUAAAACCUAAAAAGAGAAGAAAAUUAAAUUACUUAAUAAGAGAUUUCUAAAUAAUUAAAUUCUACUUCAGAAAUUUAAAUUGUUAAAAAAAAUAUUCAAUAAAAAAAUGAAAUCAACCAAUCUAAAAUUUAAGGACAAUAAUCGCAUGAUCAUAAUUAAAAUAUUUUUUGCAUUAAAUGUAAAUCAAAAAAUAAUUCUUAAUGCUAAUCAUUGUUAAUAUAUCUCUAUGAUAUAUCUAAGUAAUACAAAGGAUACUAUUGCUUAUAAUGUAUAUGCAAUUCCUUUUAAAGUGUUCAAUAAAGAUUUGCAAUGUAUACAAAAGCCCAUUAAUUAAAUCUAUUUUAUUGCUAUAAGUGUGGAAAUCAAUUUUUAGAUAAAACUAUAAAAGAUCAAAUUAUUAAGUGUUUAGAAAAAUAAAGUGUUUUAGAAAAAAAAUUAUGCUAAAAAUGUUAUUUUAAUAAUUUUAUUUAGGUAUAUCUAUGA
Tetrahymena thermophila SB210 is the source of this 4650-nucleotide messenger RNA. RefSeq lists its product as hypothetical. NCBI's taxonomy places the organism in Eukaryota, Ciliophora, Oligohymenophorea, Hymenostomatida, Tetrahymenidae. The transcript has 4 exons. The record is from RefSeq and is a predicted model, not a curated record.